This is a messenger RNA of Brienomyrus brachyistius, 7274 nucleotides long. It is a transcript of the gene robo2, whose product is annotated as roundabout, axon guidance receptor, homolog 2 (Drosophila). The transcript has 31 exons. Gene Ontology annotation, cellular component: plasma membrane; axon. Gene Ontology annotation, molecular function: protein binding. Lineage: Eukaryota; Metazoa; Chordata; Actinopteri; Osteoglossiformes; Mormyridae. The record is from RefSeq and is a predicted model, not a curated record. Gene Ontology annotation, biological process: axon guidance; cell-cell adhesion. Bases 269 to 5104 code for a protein of 1611 amino acids.
UCGACGGCUUCUUGAGGUGGAGUUCAUACGAAGAUAAAACUGCUUAACGUUGAGUUAUGUUGUCAAAAUAUCACCAUGUUUACGUUAUUUAAUCCGAACAGUAGAGUGAAAUGUACAAACUGCCGAGAAACUUACAAAGCAAUCAAACGGAAAACGAUACAGGGAAACUCCCACGCACUAAUCCAAAGGAAACGCAAGUUUAAGAAAAUAACACGAAGGACAAAAAUAUAAUUACACAGACGACCCCUUCACAAGCGUCUCACGAAAAAUGAGCGGGCGAAGCAAGACAACGGAGGCCGACAGAGACGUGACAAGAUGUGUAGCUCCUGAUGUUGCGAUGGCCAUCAGAUGGGACAGCAAGGUGCCCACUGCCCUCCUGCCCAAGACAUUCCUUAAUAUCCUCCCUAUCAUCUUCCUCCUCUGCCCUCAAUCCACAUGCGCCCAGGUUCAAGGAUCGCGUCUGCGCCAGGAGGACUCCCCUCCCCGCAUUGUGGAGCACCCCUCCGACCUGAUCGUGUCCAAGGGCGAGCCGGCCACCCUAAACUGCAAGGCGGAGGGCCGGCCCACGCCCACGGUGGAGUGGUACAAGGACAGCGAGCGCGUGGAGACGGACAAGGAUGACCCGCGUUCCCACCGCAUGCUGCUGCCCAGCGGAUCGCUCUUCUUCCUGCGCAUCGUCCACGGCCGCCGUAGCAAGCCGGACGAGGGCAGCUACAUCUGCGUGGCCCGUAACUACCUGGGCGAGGCUGUCAGCCGGAACGCCUCCCUCGAAGUGGCAUUGCUACGAGAUGAUUUCCGGCAGAAUCCCACUGAUGUGGUGGUGGGGGCCGGCGAGCCUGCCAUCUUGGAGUGCCAGCCCCCCAGGGGGCACCCCGAACCCACCAUCUACUGGAAGAAGGACAAGGUGCGGAUUGAUGACAGAGACGACAGGAUAACGAUCCGGGGAGGGAAGCUCAUGAUCUCCAACACGAGGAAGAGCGAUGCCGGCAUGUACAUCUGCGUGGGCACCAACAUGGUGGGCGAGAGGGACAGCGAGACGGCCCAACUCACUGUUUUUGAGCGACCCACUUUCCUGCGGCGGCCCAUCAACCAGGUGGUUCUGGAAGACGAGGUUGUGGAGUUCCGGUGUCAGGCGCAGGGUGACCCACAGCCAACUGUGCGCUGGAGGAAGGACGACAUGGACGUGCCCCGCGGCAGGUAUGAGAUCAAGUACGACAAAGAUGACUAUCUGCUGCGGAUCAAGAAGGCGUCAGGCAGCGAUGAGGGCAGUUUCACCUGUGUGGCAGAGAACCGUGUGGGAAAGGUGGAGGCCAUUGCCACCCUGACUGUCAGAGCGCCUCCCCAGUUCGUUAUUCGCCCGCGGGACCAGAUCGUGGCACAGGGGCGGACGGCCACGUUCCCCUGCGAGACCAGGGGGAACCCGCAGCCCGCGGUGUUCUGGCAGAAAGAAGGCAGCCAGAACCUGCUGUUCCCCAACCAGCCCCAGCACCCUAACAGCCGCUUCUCCGUGUCUCCUGGCGGGGACCUCACCAUCUCCGGCGUGCAGCGCGCCGAUGCCGGCUACUACAUCUGCCAGGCCCUAACGGUGGCGGGAAGCGUUCUGGCUAAGGCCCAGCUGGAGGUCACUGACGUGCUGACUGACAGGCCGCCCCCCAUCAUCCGGCAGGGCCCGGCCAAUCAGACGCUGGGCGUGGACGGCGUGGCUCUGCUGAAGUGCCAGGCGGCCGGGGACCCGAUCCCCACCAUCAGCUGGCUGAAGGACGGCCUGAGCCUGCUGGGGAAAGAGCCACGCAUGUCGCUGCAGGAGUUGGGCAGCCUGCAGAUCCGGGGGCUGCGGAUGUCUGACUCUGGGAUCUACACCUGUGUGGCCGCCAGCUCCAGUGGGGAGACCUCCUGGAGCGCCUUCCUGGAAGUCAGAGAGUCAGGUGGGCUCACCAUCGCCAAGAGCCGUGACGAGAACGAGCUGCCCGGCCCGCCGUCCAAGCCGCAGGUGACCGACGUCACCAAAAACAGCGUCUCGCUGUCCUGGCAGCCAGGCCCUGGGGGGGCAUCGGCCAUCUCCUCCUUCGUCAUCGAGGCUUUCAGUCAAUCGGUCAGCAACAGCUGGCAGACGGUGGCCGACCAUGUGAAGAGCACGCAGUUCACGGUGAAAGGUCUCCGACCCAACACCAUCUACCUGUUCAUGGUGCGGGCCGUCAACAGUCAGGGUCUGAGCGACCCCAGCCCCAUAUCGGAGCCCGUCCGCACACAAGAUAUCAGCCCUCCGGCACAAGGCGUGGACCACAGGCACGUGCAGAAGGAGCUGGGCGAAGUCAUCGUACGGUUGCACAACCCCAUGGUGCUCAGUCCCACAACCAUCCAGGUCACAUGGACGGUGGACCGCCAGUCCCAGUUUAUCCAGGGCUACAGGGUGCUCUACCGGCAGAUGUCUGGCGUAUCUGUGCCUGGCAUCUGGCAGAGUCAGGACGUGAAGGUGCCAUCGGAGCGCAGUGUGGUGCUCUCAUCCCUCAAGAAGGGCAUCAUGUACGAGAUCAAGGUGCGGCCCUUUUUCAACGAGUUCCAGGGCACGGACAGCGAGUCUAGGAGCGGCCGCACCUCCGAAGAAGCUCCCAGCGCCCCCCCCCAGCAGGUGACCGUGCUGACCGUGGGGAACCAGAACAGCACUUCUAUUAGCAUCUCCUGGGAUCCCCCGCCCGUGGACCACCAGAACGGCAUCAUCCAAGAGUACAAGAUUUGGUGCCUGGGUAAUGAGACCCGUUUCCACGUGAACAAGACGGUGGACGCCGCCAUCCGCUCUGUGGUGGUGGCGGGGCUGCAGGCUGGGGUGCUGUACCGGGUGGAGGUGGCAGCCAGCACCAGCGCCGGGGUUGGGGUCAAGAGCGAGCCCCAGCCAAUCAUCAUAGGCAAGGAUUUCAGGGACGUGGUCAUGAGCGGGAACCGGAACAACAGCAUCACCGAGCAGAUCACGGACGUGGUGAAGCAGCCGGCCUUCAUCGCCGGCAUUGGCGGGGCCUGCUGGGUCAUCCUCAUGGGCUUCAGCAUCUGGCUCUACUGGAGGAGAAAGAAGAGGAAAGGCCUGAGCAACUAUGCAGUUCAGUCCUUCACCUUCACCCCUGCAGUGACGUUCCAGCGUGUGGACGGUGGCUUGAUGAGCAACGGAAGCCGGCCCGGCCUCCUGAAUGCCAGCGACCCGGCGUAUCCUUGGCUCGCAGAUUCCUGGCCCGCUACCAGUCUGCCCGUCAACAAUGGCUCCGGGGGCCCCAAUGACAUGGGCAACUUUGGCCGAGGAGACGUGCUGCCUGCCGGGCAGGGUGAGAAGACGGGCACUAUGAUGUCGGAUGGCGCCAUCUACAGCAGCAUAGACUUCACCACCAAGGCCAGCUACCUUAGCCCCAGCCAGGGCUCCCAGGCCACGCCCUACGCCACCACACAGAUCCUGCACUCCUCCAGCAUCCACGAGCUGUCGGUGGAGCUGCCGGACAGCCAGUGGAAGGCCUCUCUGCAGGCCAAGCAGGAGAUGACCAACCUGGGCUACUCACUGCCUGACAAGAACUCCGGCAACAACACGCUUCUUUUCAUUCCUGACUACCGAUUGGCUGAAGGAUUGUCUAAUAGAAUGCCACACAACCAAUCACAAGAUUUCAGCACCACCAGCUCUCACAACAGCUCGGAGCGGAGUGGCAGCCUAUCAGGUGGGAAAGGUGGGAAAAAGAAGAAGACAAAGAGCAGCACCAAGGCCUCCAAGGCCAAUGGGUCGAGCUGGGCCAAUGUACCCCUGCCUCCACCUCCCGUGCACCCACUCCCUGCCACUGAAGUGGACAGCUACCCCAAUGAUCCCCAUGAGGGUGGAGGGUAUGAGAGCGAUGGCUGGGGUCCACAGGUGCCCGUUCAAACCUACCUGCAUCAAGGCCUCGAGGAUGAGUUGGAGGAGGAGGAGCGUGUGCCGACUCCUCCCAUCAGGGGCGUGGCCUCUUCCCCCGCUGCGGUGUCUUUCGGGCAGCAGUCCACUGCAACCCUCACGCCGUCCCCCCGCGAAGAGAUGCAGCCUAUGCUGCAGGCACACCUGGAUGAGCUGACGCGGGCCUACCAGCUAGACAUGUCCAAACAGACCUGGCACAUGCAAGGGGGUCCUCACCCACCCCAGCCCCCCAUCCCCCCGGUCGGCUACGUGUCCAGCAGCUUGGUGUCCGAUUUGGAAACUGAUAUACCAGAUGAUGAUGAUGAGGAUGACGAUGAGGAGGAAGAUGAUGAAGGCUAUGAGAUCUCACGACCACUGCAUGGCAUGGAGCAUACACCUGGAUCCAGCAUGGAUAAUCUGGACAGCUCUGUGACGGGCUCCAUGGUGAAUGGCUGGGGCUCAGCCUCUGAGGACGAGCGUAACUUCUCCAGCCACAGGUCCAGCGCUGGCAGCUCCUCCGACGGCUCCAUCUUCACCCACGCCAGCUUCGCCCAGGCGCUGGUAGCAGCCGCCGACAAGGCAGGCUAUCGCUGUGACGGCACCAGUCUGACCAAGAGAGGGAAAAACUUUUCCCAACGGCCACGCCCCAGUAGUCCCUUCUCCACUGACGGCAGUGUGGUGGGGACGCAAAGCCUGGGCCAUCAGAGGGUGCCCCGCCCGGGUCGGAAACAGAGAGGUGGCCGGCUGGAGCAGCGCCGAGACGCCGGAGCAGACGACCUACCUCCUCCCCCUGAGCCCCCGCCCUGCCAUGGGGCCCGCAUGGCGGUCCCGCGUGGCCCCCCUGGUGAGCGCAAGGCCGCCUCCCUGGAGAGACAGCACAUCUCUAACCUGGAGGAGACGAAGAGCUCGCUGGAGCGGCAGAGGCAGGCCCAGGAGCGGCUGGGCCCGGGAGAGCGCGGGGACGAGGGCCGCCGGGCCUACAAGGCAGGCCAUGGCUCAGAAGAGGCCCUGCUCCCAUACAGUAAGCCCAGCUUCCCGUCCCCUGGGGGCCAUAGCACCUCUGGCACCUCGUCCUCCAAGGGAUCCACGGGGCCCCGCAAGGGGGAGGCCAGCAGAGGUGCCCACCAGCGGGCCGCCAUAGACCACCCUGACCUGAGCUACCUGGGCACCAACGGUCAGGGACAGCACUCCGGAGAGCUGUCGUGAGUGACUGACAGAUGACCGCGGCUCACCGAUCCUCAACCCUGCAAUGCCUCACCUCCUGGUGCAAUGGACUUUUCUCCGUAUUUGUGUACUGUCAGAAAGAAACAAAACAAAUUCAAAGAUAAGCCAAACUGCAAAUGUGAUGUAAAGAAACACACCUUCUCACAAUGCUGAUCUUGUGUUUGAUUUCUGUCCUAACGGGACGGUCUCACCCUCCUCCCAGCUCAGCCAGUUCCUGCUGAGAAACAGUAUCAAAUUAUUCUGUAAGUAAGCAGAUUUCACAAAGAACACAUAAAAACGCCCACUGAGUAAUAGUCCUUGGGGGGGGAAAAGGGGAGUUUUUGUUCCUGUAAAUAUAUUUUUUGUUUUUGCAUUGCUAUGCAAGUCUAAUUCUGUUUCUGCUUCUUCAUAUAUCAUUUUUUAGGUCAUUUGUACUAUAUGUGAAUCCAUCGGCUAAGGUGCCAUAAAAGAAUUGUUUUAUUAUUCAUGUUUGUUAAUAAUUAUCAUUAAUUGUUUAAUUAAUAUUAUUAAUUCUUAUUGUUUUUUUGCACUGCAAUCUUUUGGUGAAAAGCACAAAAAACAUAACUCCUGCUGACAUGAAGAACCGGAAGGAUACGUGAAGAGGAGUUUCUGUACUGUAAACUAGAAAAUAAGAAAUAUAUACAGAUGUAUAGAGAGAUAUUAACUACGUGGAGGUCUGAGGUGAUCACUAACCCAACGCCCACUCUCACCCAACGCGCACUCUCGCCCCACGCCCACUCUCGCCCCACAGCCAUUCUCGCCCAACGCGCACUCUCGCCCCACGCCCACUCUCACCCGACGCCCACUCUCGCCCAACGCCCACUCUCGCCCAACGCCCACUCUCGCCCCACGCCCACUCUCACCCGACGCCCACUCUCGCCCAACGCCCACUCUCGCCCCACGCCCACUCUCACCCGAUGCCCACUCUCGCCCGACGCCCACUCUUGCCCCACGCCCACUCUCGCCCCAUGCCCACUCUCGCCCGACGCCCACUCUCGCCCAACGCCCACUCUCGCCCCACGCCCACUCUCGCCCGACGCCCACUCUCGCCCGACGCCCACUCUCGCCCCACGCCCAUUCUCGCCCCACGCCCACUCUCGCCCGACGCCCACUCUCGCCUGACGCCCACUCUCGCCCCACGCAUACUCUCGCCCCACGCUUACUCUCAGCCCACACCCACUCUCACCCCACGCCCACUCUCGCCCCACGCCCACUCUCACCCGACGCCCACUCUCGCCCAACGCCCACUCUCGCCCCAUGCCCACUCUCGCCCGACGCCCACUCUCACCCGACGCCCACUCUCGCCCCACGCCCAUUCUCGCCCCACGCCCACUCUCGCCCGACGCCCACUCUCGCCCCACGCCUACUCUCAGCCCACACCCACUCUCGCCCCACGCCCACUCUCGCCCCACGCCCAUUCUUGCCCCACGCCCACUCUCGUCUGACGCCCACUCUCACCCCACACCCACUCUCGCCCCACGCCCACUCUCGCACGGGCAAUAAUAAGGCGUUAAGCUACUAUUCCCUCCUCUAGUUGCUCGCUUAGACAAGCGAUUCAUUUUUGACAGUAUUUUGGGGGUGGCGUCUUUCCUUAACUAUCACUCUUUGUGGUCUUUUAGGUACUCGGUUGGGGGGGCGGUAUGCCUGUAAGAAACCUACUGCUACUGAGAAUAAAGUGACGAUAGAUCAUUGGAAGAUAGUGUGUGGAAAUGCAGGGCGAGUUUUAUCACAUGGGUCCAAUAAACCCAGACAUCUGCGAGGAGCCCCAGAGGGAAAAUGCUCCAUCUCAGUAGGUCUGAAGGCCAGGAACACAAAGCACUGACUGCUUCUCCAUUUCAUCACGCAACAUCAGCAUGUCAAACCUCUGUCUACCAUUCUGCCAUUUUCACCCAGCAUCACAAGGGCUUCUCUCUGCAGCUGGAUGAGCAGGAGCACAGCCUGUGAGCGGAAAGGCUGCAGUUUGCAGCUGAGGCGGGUCUGUCCCCCUCACCGCAACACUAGGUCCUCAUGUUGGGGUUCCAGGUUCUUUCAGUGAUGUAAUUAUUAUUUGUUUUCAAGCUGUACCCUGACUAAUUCCACCUCAGGGGACGUAAGCACUUAAAGUGUGAUUCCUUUUGAAGUUACAUCAAAAAUAAACCUUAGUUGUAACCCA